GUACUCGCUGAGGCGGUGGCCGCGCGCCGACGAGAGGCGGACGUACUUGGUCUUGGUCGUCGUGCAGUCGACAAACGACGUGCUCGAGAGCUGGUCCCAGUUGCACGGCGCGACACUGGCCAUCGCCCCGCGCUGGAACUGGUCGGUGCUCAGACAGUAGAUCAUGAACCCAAUCUGACGCACGUAGAUGCGGUUGUCGGCGAUGAGCCACUGCUGCAGCUCCUGGGACGCGUUGCAGGGCGCUGUGCGCACGGUGCCAUAGCCGACGUAAGGCCCCGACGGGUUGGGCACGGCCUCGAGGCACUGGCCGUUGCUCUUGGCCAUCAACGUCUUGCCCGUGACGUUGUAGACGAGGACUUCGUUGCUGUUGGCGCGGACGACGUCCGUAUAGACCUUGCCGUAGUACUCGGACGCGAUGAGGCCCGACGCCGUGCAGAGCUGCUUCUCCUGGUAGCGCGGCGGAAGCGGGCUCGGGCACGGCGUGAUGAUGGUGCGGAGGUUGACGUAGUUGGUCUUGUACACCUGGAUGGUGCAGUCGCCCGCGGGCGUGAAGACGAGGCGCUGCAGGUCGUUGCACUCGGGAUGGUCGCCAAAGCAAAUGCUGAGGUGGCCGGCCGUCGCGCUCAUCUGGAGGAGCGACUCGAGGAUCCAACCCGUGGGCCCGGGAAAGGCCUUGGCGCAGGCGUACGUCGCGUCGGUGAGCUCCUUGUUGCACGUGCCGGGCGGAAACUGCGCGGCGGCGGUCGCGAGGACCGCGGCAACGGUGAGGAGGCGCUGCAUGUUGUUGCAAAUCAAAAAUGA
Saprolegnia parasitica CBS 223.65 is the source of this 801-nucleotide messenger RNA. RefSeq lists its product as hypothetical. The annotation marks the transcript as partial. Lineage: Eukaryota; Oomycota; Saprolegniomycetes; Saprolegniales; Saprolegniaceae. The transcript has a single exon. The record is from RefSeq and is a predicted model, not a curated record.